This is a messenger RNA of Paramecium octaurelia, 2011 nucleotides long. Lineage: Eukaryota; Ciliophora; Oligohymenophorea; Peniculida; Parameciidae. The record is from the annotation of a GenBank genome assembly.
AUGUAGUAAAUUGAAGAACUUAUAUGUCCAGAAUGUCAAAUGAUGUUUAACGAGUAUGAUAAUUUACCAUUGAUGCUUCCAGAUUGUGGACAUACUAUAUGUUAAAAUUGUAUUUAAUAAAUGCUAAUCAAUUAAAAGUAUAUUGUGUGUCCUGAAGAUGGGUAAACAGAUUGUUAAUACUAGUAUUAUGGCCAUAAAUAAAAGUGACAUCUCAUAAUUUCCAAAGAAUUGCCAAUUGUUAAAAAUGGUCAUUAAACAUAAGGCCUAAUACUAAUAAAGCAGAUAAUCAGCAAGAAAUGAUGAUGCUGAUAUAGGAUAUCAACUCUAAUUGAAUAACUUAAUUUAAAAUGAUAUUCCAAAUGAUUUAUGUUAGGAGCACCUAGAAAAAUUGGAAAUAGUAUGCCUUACAGAUCAAGUCAGAAUUUGUACAAGAUGUGCAUUAUUUGGAUAGCAUCGACAUCAUGAGGUUCGUUCUGUUGAUGAUGUUGUAAAAGAGAUAACUCAAAAAGCUGAAAUUAUUAUGCAGAUAUACUAAAAGAUACUCUAAAAAUAAAGUGAAUUAACUGAGUCAAAGUAUUUUGAACCACUAUAAGAAAGAUUUUCAAUUGUACUUACUGAAAGUCAUAAUACAGUCAAGGAAAAAUUCAAAGAACUGCAUUAAUUAUUAGAUCUCAAGGAACAGAGACUUAUUGAAUAAUUAACAACUUUAACUCAAUCACUAGAACAAUAAACUAGAAAAUAAAUCAAAGAAUUGUUACAAAGUUCAUUAUCUUAGGCGGAAUUAUGGAAGAUUACAGCUAAGGAUAGAUUGGUUUAUUUCUCAACCAAAACAGAAAAUGGGGAAUUGCCUUUAGAUUUAUUGAAUAAUUAAGACUAUGUUUGUGUAGACAAGGGAAAGGGAAUUCAUGAGGAAUUGGAGAAGAUAUAAAAAUAAUUAGAUCUUAAGCUAUAGAAUAUCAAAAUAAAGAAAUUAAGAGUUGAUCUCAAAAAAACUGAAAUCGAUAAGUGUUUUGAUAAUCUCUUUACCAUAACAUUACAAUUGAGUAAUGUCAAUAAUCCAACCAAUAUGAUAAAAAGUAGUCAAAUUUUAAAAACUAUCAAUACUUUAACAGAUUCAACAUUAUUGUAAGACAUGAAAAGAAAUGAGAGUUUUAGUAAAUUAUGUGGCUAAGAUGUUUUCUCAAGUUUUUGUUAAGAUGAACCAAUGCUACUAAAAGAUAUAUCUAUGGCCGAUUGGAGUGAGAGUCUUAUGGAAGAAACCACAAAUAUUACUCAAGUGAGAAGUCCAAAUAGAAGUAGCUUAGAUUAAGAGGAUUUUGUUAAAAAUAAAAUGGGAUUAGGGUUGAAGGAACUGAAAGAAAUUUAACCUGUAUCGGUUUCUUAAAAUAUUUAAUCGACCACUCCUACCAAACCAGAGAGAAUUUAGAUUAGGGCUUUAGAGAAACUUAAAGGCUCUUUUUUAUAACCUAGUCCUGGUAGGAGGGAACUAGAAUAGGUCAAUUCCAUUAGACAAGGAGUUAGUCCUAAUACUAAAAUUUAGGAUUGCAAGAAGAAAAAAAUGUUUAAGAUCAAUGAGAAAUUUGAAAGUGUCUGGCAAGCAUUUAAAAGUGAUAAUCUAGAAAUUGCUGAUUUCUCAAGUGCAGGUAUAUCUUUAAUUAUUAUUAUCUUAGAUUUGGGGGAUGAAGGAGUAUAAUUUAUUGGUGACAUUCUCAGAAUAUCAAAGAGAGUUAAACAACUUAAAUUGGUGAGGAAUAAAAUCACUGACGAAGGGGCAUGCAAGUUAUUAGAUUAUCUAGUAUAAAAUACAAAUUAAGUGUUUUAAAGUCUGCAUUUGUCAUCAAAUAUGGUAACUGAAAGGACUCUAGAUUAUUUUAUUUCUUUAGUCAGAAAUUCCUCUUCUGGUAGUUCCUUGCCCAAAUCCUUAUACUUAAACCAAACUUUGAUAAAUGCAACCAAAGCUAAAAAGAAAAUUGAAGAUUUAAGGCGUGUUGGAUAUUUAGUGAAUAUUUGA